AUGUCUGCCAACAAUGACAAGAAGAUUCGCCCAUUUGGAAUGGGUUGGAAGGAACAAGGGCAAAACCGAGCCGGCGCCAACGGAAACUCUGCUCUCCAACGCAAUGAGUCGAACCGUGCUUGGGAUUGCGAAAACGUGUUCUACGAUGCAACUGGCGGUCGUCGCAACUAUAAUCGAUCGAUGCGCAAUACUUCAGCGUCGAAUGGAAUUAAAUCGAGGAACCAACACGACGCGGCCAACCGCACCUUCGGCCACGAGCAAGAAUAUUACAAUGCUCCGAGAAAGUUCAGCCAUCCAUCAAACAGGUCCUACUGUGCUAACGAAGCGCCGUAUUUCCAUCCGACUGGUGAUGGUUACAACAAAGUGCAACGUGCGCGUGUCACGAGCAAUACAAGCACCAAUAGUGGGACGUGUCGUGAUGAAUUGAGUGGAAGUAUUGGUGGUGGUCGAACAACGAAAAGUUCCAGAAUCAAUUCUGCAACGUCGAAUGGGAACUUGACGUUCCACGGCUAUUCAGGCUACCAACAUGAAUACUCGAAGGCCAGCGAAGAACGAAUCCAUUCGAGAUAUGUCAAUCCAAAUGGUGGAAAUCGUACGAAUAGUGAUUCCAGCAGCUAUCCAGUUCCCGCUGUCAACUACACUAAGAAGUUAUUUUCCCAAAACGCGGUCAAAUCCUUCGGCUCCUAUCAGAAACAGGAAACAGGGAAUGAAAGUGCGGGCGAGCACCGAGGACGUGACAACCAGCGCAGAAGCCGCAACGCCAGAGCUUGGUCUGCUGUUGGAGCUGGUAACAAGACUUUUAAUGGAUAUGAGCUGCAGCUCGACAAAUCCUUCUUGGAGACGGAUUCUAUGAUGUGUGAUGAGGUGUUUGACGACAACACCACGUUGGACACCACUUCUGGACAGAAGAAAUCGUCGGAACGACUCGAUCACCAAGGAUCACCUUGUCGCUCCAGAUAUGAUCGUUCCCGUUCAAACAAGUCUUUUUCAGCGUUGAACGGCUCACACAACAUGGACUACAUCCCAGUCAAGCAUCGUCCAGCCAGAAAAUCGGAUGAUUUGCACUGCGCCCGUCCACCACUCCCACGCGGUGACGAGAAAGUCGAUUCGAAUAAAACAUUCUCUGCAAUUCAAUAUGGAAGCUCUCAAGCCAAUAUCACCAUCAGAGGAGGUACCCGUAAAGCGGACAUCAUCCCACUGAAACUUCGCCCGGCGGGACUCGUCUCUCAGGAAAACGAUAGUUAUCGUUCCCGAUCAAACCCAAGAUUCGGCAAAAAGCCGUUCUAUAAGCAUGAAAAUAACCACGCGAAAGGAGUCGACACUACUCUUCAGAUGAUUUACAAAGGACAUGGAGCUGAACAUAAAUGUCUUGCGAACAAUGACAAGAGUGCGGCAAAGUCCACUGGAGCUGGAACGCAAAAAUGUGUCACAUCUUGUUUUGAGAAAGAAAUCGGUGGACACAAUCUCGUUGAGAAUCAAGAAGAAAUGCCACGCGGCGGCGAAAGAGACAAUUUGAAUGAGACGCCGAAUUCUACUCAAAAAGAGAGCUGUCAAGGCAUUCAAACCGCUACUAAAGGAGAUACCCGUAAAGGGGACAUCAUCCCAUUGAAACUUCGCCCGGCUGGAGUUACUCCCGAAAAGAACGAAGGUCGCCAGUCCCAAUUGAAACCAAAAUUUGGAAACAAGUCGUUCGAUGAGUAUAAGAACUCUCAUGCCAAAGGACUCGACACGGCUCGUUGUGUACAAAUCACGGAUUCCAAGUUGAAUAAUUCCGUCGUAUGCGUCACUGGUGAACCGAAUGAUACUGCCUGCUCCGUUAUGAAACAAUCCUAUUUCGUUAUGCAAGGCAAAACUGUCAAAGCUGAGAUGAGUGAAAAUCGGGAAAGACUUGGAUCGGAAAAUCCAGAUCAAGUGAUCAAUGAUAUCAAUGCCGGAAAGGCCACUGGUGCCAGAACGGCAAAUUGUGUCACAUCUCAACUCGAGAAAUGGAUCGGUGGACACAUUCAGUAUGAGAGUCAAGACGACACUGGAGUCUACCAACAAGCUGCUCUCAAACACAAUCAGUCGUUUGCUGGCUUUGACUCAUCGUAUUCGGAUUACACCGGUGCGAAAAAAGAUGAACAGCUAUCUAACUACGUUGCUGCAGUCUCGGACGAUGGAUGGGGAGUCGAAGCUUUGAGUGACGUUGUCACGGAGCGUGCCGUUGUUGUGAGCAAGGCCGAGCCGACCGAUGGAUGUGUUAUGAAAGUUCCGAAGGAUUGCACAAUGGAGGGCCAAUGGAUUCAUUGCAUGAAGUUGAAAGAGUUCUCAUGUGAGAUUCUUCCAAACGAUGAAAAUGUCGGUAUAUACACAUGCAUUGCCGGAGGAGUUAUUUCAAUGCCUUAUGUGGUCGUGGUUGAAAACUAUGCAAUGUUCUACCGCACCGACGAUGAGGAGGCCCAGAAAAUGCCACCGCAUUUCGAAUUCCAGCUCAUUCCACUGGUGGAGCCUCUGGAUAACCGCGUCGUUCCCGGUGUGUACCGUUACAUCUCUAGUGAUCACGAGAUCUAUCCGCAAGUCGUGGAGCUCAUUGAUAUGGGAAGCGCAUACAGCUCGAGAGAUCUUAUGGACAACAAAGCUGAUCGUCUCAACAUGGCCUCAACUUCUGUGGCUUCUGAUCCAACCAAUAAUGAAUAG
Molecule: messenger RNA, 2676 nt
Organism: Caenorhabditis remanei
Lineage: Eukaryota; Metazoa; Nematoda; Chromadorea; Rhabditida; Rhabditidae
Exons: 9
Coding region: 1-2676 (891 amino acids)
Source: RefSeq, a predicted model, not a curated record